Molecule: messenger RNA, 645 nt
Organism: Entelurus aequoreus (snake pipefish)
Lineage: Eukaryota; Metazoa; Chordata; Actinopteri; Syngnathiformes; Syngnathidae
Product: homeobox protein Hox-B3a-like
Exons: 2
Coding region: 1-645 (214 amino acids)
Biological process (GO): regulation of transcription by RNA polymerase II
Cellular component (GO): nucleus
Molecular function (GO): RNA polymerase II cis-regulatory region sequence-specific DNA binding; DNA-binding transcription factor activity, RNA polymerase II-specific
Source: RefSeq, a predicted model, not a curated record
AUGGCGACGGCGGGGAGCGGGAGGGGCUUCUUGUCGGACGCCAAGCAGGAGCAGAAGCGCAGACGCAUUUUCCCGUGGAUGCAAGAGUGCAGACGUGAGGAGCAGAAAGUCCACAGCACGCUCGCAGACAGGCCCACGGUCGGCACCGAGGGACUCAGCUCCACCCCCACGGCAUGCAAGCGCACGCGCACGGCGUACACGAGCGCGCAGCUGGUGGAGCUGGAGAAGGAGUUCCACUUCAGCCGCUACCUGUGCAGGCCCAGGAGGGUGGAGAUGGCGGGCCUGCUCAACCUGCAGGAGCGGCAGAUCAAGAUCUGGUUCCAGAACCGCAGGAUGAAGCAGAAGAAGGACGAGAGGGCGCAUGCGCAGCAGCAUCAGCAGGGCCUGGCCCCGGCCUCCCCGGGCAGCCCCACUCUGUCCAGCCUGGGUUAUGUGCACGUCGGCGGGCGGGACUACCAGCCGGCCCCGCGGAGCUACCGGGCCGAAUGCCCCGAGUAUCGCACCGUCAGCUCCGUGCACGAGCCGCGGUUUGACGUGCACUACCACACGGCGCAGGCGCAGGAUGCAGGCGAGGAUUUCCUGGCUUUUUUCUCCCAAACCCCUCAGGACAGAAUCACGCGAGCGCCAAAACUGACACAUUUGUAG